This is a messenger RNA of Arachis stenosperma, 5037 nucleotides long. RefSeq names its product pentatricopeptide repeat-containing protein At5g39350. Gene Ontology annotation, biological process: RNA modification. Gene Ontology annotation, molecular function: protein binding; RNA binding. The transcript is spliced from 5 exons. NCBI's taxonomy places the organism in Eukaryota, Viridiplantae, Streptophyta, Magnoliopsida, Fabales, Fabaceae. The record is from RefSeq and is a predicted model, not a curated record. The coding region runs from base 827 to 2848 and encodes 673 amino acids.
AUUUGUAAACGAUUUGUAUAUAGGGAGCGUUUUAGGUAGCCUGCCGGCGUUAGCUCCACGGCGACCUGGCACGGUGGGUCUCUGGUAGAAGUAGUGCUCCUCAGCCGGUCAUCAUCGCCUUCUCCUUCUGGAAGCGCAGCAGCAGGAAUCGCAAAGGAGAGGGAGAUGGGGAAGCAAUUUCUGUUUUGAAUUUUGCGUUGCACCCGGGUUUCUUUCGGAUCGGGUCGGUCUUCCAGGCCCAACCCGCGACAAGAAAACUCCAAAGUCCAAACCAACACCUGUAAAAAAAGAGAAAGUCCGAAACAAAUGAAGAAUCCAGCAACAUCAGCACCUCUGCGUGUCUGCCUCACAGUCAGAGCCUCACCUCUACCCCCUGGCAGCUCGCCAUCACCGGCGACAACCAGGCGCCAGAGCCGCCGCCUUCCCUUUCUUCCUCAAUCACACUUCAUCAUCAGCCGCCAACUUUCCUCUCACCAUUCUCUACGUUCCUCGCGUUGCUGACCUGUCUGUGUUCACCUCUUCGGCCCUUCCUCAUGUUGCCGCCGCAGUCUGAAAUAGCACCUGCAGUUCGAAGAAAUUGUGGGUGGGACAGAGGCCUGUAAAACUACUAGUUUGGGAUUUAAGACUCCUAGAGAUGCUAUUCAAGGAACUUACAUUAACAAGAAAUUCCCAUCCACCGCCACCAUUUCCAUCCAAGGUUGCAUUAUUGCUGGUAUUUGCUACAGUGCCAAAAUGACCAAGAGUCGUCGCAACUAUCUUCAUUUCAUUCAGAAAUACCAAAGGCAAGGCUUUUCUACCUUUCUGUAGGCGUUUUGAAAUAGAACAAAUGAAUAGGGUAAUUAAGGUUUCAAAUAAAGACAAGAGCUUUGGGAGCCUUGUAGCGAAGUGUGAAUCGCUAUUGCGAAGAUAUUCAACAUCUCACUCACUUUCUGAGACCAAAAAGCUUCAUGCCUUCAUCCUCACCCUUGGCCUUCUCUCCUCUUCUGACUUUUGCUCAAUGCUUUCCACAAGCUACGCCCAAUGCAGCCAUGCUUCCUAUGCAUCCCACCUGUUUGAUAAUUUGCCCCGACGGAGCUUGUUCUCCUGGAACACCAUGAUGAGGAUGUAUGUUCAAAUCGGAAGACCCCGCAAUGCUCUUAACUUGUUUGCUGAAAUGCUUGAUUCGGACCAUGUUGCGCCUGACAAUUUCACAUACCCAAUAGUCAUCAAGGGUUGUAGUGAUUUGUCCUUGUUUGAUAUGGGUGUUGGAGUUCAUGGUCGGACAUUGAGGGUCGGGUUUGAUUCGGACACAUUUGUCCAGAACUCUUUGCUAGCGAUGUAUAUGAAUGCUGGGGAGAAAGAGGCAGCCCAGCUGGUUUUUGACUUGAUGCAGCAACGAACUGUGGUGUCUUGGAAUACAAUGAUCAAUGGGUACUUUCGGAAUAAUUGUGCUGAGUUAGCAUUGAGGAUGUAUAAUAGAAUGAUGGGUGUGGGUGUAGAGCCUGAUUGUGCAAGUGUGGUUUCAGUACUGCCAGCUUGUGGGCUUUUGAAAAAUGUGAAGCUUGGGAAAGAGGUUCAUUUGUUAGUUACGGAAAAGGGUUUCUUGGAAAAUAUGACAGUCAGGAAUGCAUUGCUGGACAUGUAUUUUAAGUGUGGUCAUAUGAAAGAGGCAUGGAAAUUAGUGAAUGGGAUCAAGGAGAAGGAUGUGGUGGCAUGGACAACUUUGAUAAAUGGAUACAUGAUUAGUGGCGAUGCAAGAAGUGCUUUGGUGCUUUGUCCGAUGAUGCAGUGCGAAGGAGUGAAACCAAAUUCAGUAACUAUUACUUCUCUACUAUCAGCCUGUGGCAGUUUGGCUUCUUUGAAACAUGGCAAGUGCUUACACGCAUGGGCGAUAAGGCAUUGGCUUGAUUCAGAGGUUCAUGUGGAAACAUCCUUGAUUGACAUGUAUGCAAAAUGUGCCUGUGGCAAUCUAAGCUAUAAACUGUUCAUGAAAACCUCUAAAAAGAGAACACCCGUGUGGAAUGCGGUUCUAUCUGGGUUCAUACAGAAUGGCCUUGCAAGAGAAGCAAUAGAACUUUUUAAACAAAUGUUAGCGAAUGACAUACAACCUGACAAUGUAACCUUUAAUAGUGUGCUUCCUGCAUAUGCUAUUCUUGCCGACCUACAACAGGCAAUAAACAUGCAUUGUUACCUUGUAAAGUUGGGAUUUCUUUCCAGGCUUGAAGUAGCAAGUAUUCUAGUCGAUAUAUACUCGAAGUGUGGUAGUUUAGGAUAUGCUCACCAGGUUUUUAAUAUAAUUCCUAUCACAGAAAAGGAUAUUAUCAUUUGGAGUGGAAUAAUUUCUGCAUAUGGAAAACACGGGCAUGGUGAAAUGGCUGUUUCACUUUUCAAUCAAAUGGUACAGUCUGGAGUGAAACCGAAUCAAGUUACUUUCACCUCUGUUCUGCAUGCUUGCAGCCAUGCAGGUUUGGUUGAUGAGGGUUUGUCUUUGUUCAAGUUUAUGCUUAAACAACAUCAUGCUAUUCCCAAUGUUGAUCAUUAUACUUGCAUAAUUGAUCUUCUUGGUCGUGCUGGUCGACUCAAUGAUGCAUAUAGCCUUAUUAGAACAAUGCCUAUAACACCUAACCACGCUGCUUGGGGUGCACUACUUGGUGCUUGUGUGGUUCAUGAGAAUGUUGAACUGGGAGAGGUAGCUGCAAGGUGGGCUUUCGAGCUCGAGCCUGAAAACACUGGAAAUUAUGUAUUGUUGGCCAAACUUUAUGCUGCAGUGGGAAGGUGGAGAGAUGCAGAGAAGGUAAGAGAUAUGGUUAAUGAGGUGGGAUUAAGAAAACUACCAGCACACAGUUUAGUUGAGGUCAGAAAUUUGUGACUAACAUACUUGAAAAUUCUAUCAAAGCAUGAGUAUUACUGCUAUAGCUUCUGAAGACCCUAUAAAAGGGCUGAGGUCAUGUCCUUUCUAGAAUUGUGAAGUGCCGGGGGGAAUUCAAUCCAUAUUAUAUGGGGUGAUCUUCAUGUUAAAGGUGUGUCCCUUUGACCUACUACAAGUACUCCCAUUGUCAUUAUGGGCAAUCCAGUACACAAGCAUCCCCACCGAAAGUGUCUAAUGUACUCAGUGUAACCUGAUAAUUAUAUCAGUGAUUGUUUUCACGGCUUGAAACUGUCACCUUGAGGUCACAGGGAGACAACUCAACCGUUCCUCGAAGGCUCCCCUUUGUCUCCCGCUAUCAUGAUGAAUUGUUGAAGCUUUUAUUCCCUUCUCACAAAGCAAGAUCUGGUAUCUGUCAGGUUUGGACAACUUUUGAGCAAAAUCUCAUUUGGAGACUGAGUGCGGGAACUCAGGUGAACAUGUGGACUGACCAUUGGAUACCUGCUGUGCAAAGACUAGCUGAUCUUAUCCCUGAAUUUCUUAUAGAAAAUCGGAUGGAGGACAAAGUGGUGGAAUAUGUGUCCGGCUCAAGCUGGAAUUUUAAUCUCCUUGAUAAUUUUCUAGAAGAAGAUUGGGUUUCUAUCUUGACUGUAAUUAAACCACUGGAGAGUGGUAUGGGAGAGGACCAAGUUGCUUGGUUACACUCAUAUAAUGGUUCCUUUACCAUUAAGUCAGCUUGUUCGAUUUAUCUAGAGGCUGAAGAUAACUCUGCAGCUUCGCUUUUCACAAAGGUCUGGAAAUUGCAAGCUCCACAGCGACUUCGUGCAUUUUGUUGGCUAGUAGCAAACAAUGCUCUUUUCACAAAUGAGCUUCGUUUUCGAAGAAGAAUGGCACCGGAUGAUCUUUGUUAUAUUUUGUGGUCUUUAUCAUGAAUCUGUGCUCCAUGUCCUCAGAGAUUGUAAAGUCGCGUACGAGACAUGGAAGAGCAUAGAUAAUUCAUUGAAUAUGGAUACUUUUUUCAGUAAGCCUCUUUACUCAUGGCUCCUGGAAAAUCUUUCGGCUCAAUCCCACCACCAAGGUGUUCCUUGGCCCGUGAUCUUUGCACAAUGAAUACCCUCUAGUUUCGGCAGAACAAGUUCAUCUUUGAGGAUGACCAGUGACCACUCUCUGCAAGGAGAUUCUAUUUGUUGAACAGCUUUACACUACCAUUUUGAACAAUCCGAGCUUUUUUUAUCCAGGAGUAGAGUUGGUUCCUUUUCUGAGAAACAAAUCAGAUGAAUGCCCUUUGCCUCGCCAUUCUUCAAAUUAAAUACUAAUGGCUCAGUCACAAAAGAAGGAAUUGCGGCUUGCGGUGGUAUCAUAAGGGAUCUUGAUGAUGUCACAGGUUUGCCGCUUGGGAAAUUCAUCAUGAAUUCAGGGAAGCAAAUACUUGUGCUGAUCAACUGGCGGCAGAGAGUCAUAUUAGCAUGCCACUUUUUCUUUAGUUUACCUUUUGCUAUUUCUUCUUAUUUCAUGGCAGACGUCAUUGGUACUUAUUUUUCUAGAGUUAUUUCUGUGUAGUUUUCUUGGACUUUAGCCCCAUUUCUUAUAAAAAAAAAUGCUAUUUACACAUACACAAUAGACAUUAUUUGGACUCGUGCAUUAGUAGGUAUUAACAUGUCCAUUAAUCUAUCAUUUUUAUUGAUUAAAUCUGAAGGUAAGAAUACAUUGGAAUGGUGAGAAUACAUUGGAAUGGUUCAUGUGCUGUCUUCUAGUUAACUUUACUGCUUGCCAUACCUUGUUUUAGCUCUUUAUUUUCCUGUUAUAUAUUAUUAAUGUUUAAAUUUUACUUGUGCGAUUAACAUUUGGAUCCAAGGCAUGGAAGACCUGUACAACUGAAUUCGAAUUGGCAACACAGUUUAAUUAAUUAUUACUCAUUAAUGCAUACAAAGAUACAACUCCAGUCAUGCAUGUCUUAAUAAUAAUAAUUAUAUGCAUUAAUGAGUAAUGAUUCUCAUGCUUGACAUUUUCUAUUAAUUCUCGAUAUUCUUUUAUCAAAAUAAGUUGAAUUUUUUUUGGUUUACCCAAAUGGUAUCUCUCAACCCGAUAGGUUAAGGACUAAUCAGUUACAAAUCUGAGCUCCAUUUAAGGAUCUAUCUUUGACUAAUGGGUUGCUGCAUACACAAGGCGGGGUUGGAACUCCUGACACUUAC